AUGCCCCCCGCCAACCUGUAUGCCAGCGCAGACUCCUUCGUGGCCCUCGGCGAAGACCGGUGCCAACUCAUCUGCCUGGUCGCCAAACUCUACAAAUUCAUCGACUACGACGGCAAAGCCUACGCCCUCGCCAAGGCCCACCUCACCGCCAGCUACGGCCGCGCCUUCGACUCCAUCGUCGACGUCCACAUCAAGCCCCCCAACAGCGCCUGGCGCCAGAUGGGCCCCCGCCUGCGCCACGCCCUCCUCGCCGACUCGAGGCAGUUCCGCAACGCCCUGAGGCUGCGCGAGCUCGAGCUCACCGAGUACGCCGGCGUCGUCGUCUUCUUCGACAAGUUCAAACGCCUGGUCCGCGAGCUCAUGCCCGAGAUGCGGUACAGGACCUCCAAGCACGUCCGCAGGACCAUGAUGAACGAGGACGACGCCUACUGGCGCAAGCGCUUCAAGCAACUCAGUAACGAACACACAACGCGGACGUCGCCAAAGCCGAGAACGAUGGCUACAUCCAGGGCGAGAAGAGUAUGA
Colletotrichum karsti is the source of this 525-nucleotide messenger RNA. RefSeq lists its product as uncharacterized. The transcript has a single exon. The record is from RefSeq and is a predicted model, not a curated record. Lineage: Eukaryota; Fungi; Ascomycota; Sordariomycetes; Glomerellales; Glomerellaceae. Bases 1 to 525 code for a protein of 174 amino acids.